Sclerotinia trifoliorum is the source of this 672-nucleotide messenger RNA. The record is from the annotation of a GenBank genome assembly. Lineage: Eukaryota; Fungi; Ascomycota; Leotiomycetes; Helotiales; Sclerotiniaceae.
AAGGGUAAAGGGUUGGCUAUUUGUAACGUUCUACCCUCUUCAUCUCCUUUGACAAGAUCUCAACGAAAACAAGCCAACCACAAAUCAACAUUGUUAGGAAUCUCAUGUACCUAUUUAUCUCACCAAGUCGGUGGAUAUAUUAUCAGGUAUCACAAUGGCAACUCCCGACGGUUACCAAGUUACCGUCUGGCGGUUACCGUUCCAGCUACUACCCAUUUUUCAUCAGUUUCCCCUCUUUACCAAGCAUUUUUAAAGCUUCGCUUUCCCAAUUCAACUGUACAGACAUAUUUUGUAACUCGUUAACUGGUACCUACAUCAGACCAGAUGAGUCCGGUGCCAUGUUAUCCAGACAACUUUCCAAGAACCAGAUGGCACAGAGACGUCAAUGCAAUUUCCCGUUAGCCGUGUGAUGGCAGCCAUACAUCGUUACAUGGUCAACUGCGUUUCUCGUCCUUCUUAGCAUCAUUGUGGGGGGCUGUCAAGUGUAACUAGCCAUGCCUAGACGCUUGCUGUGAAGUGCUGUAUCGUCACAAUCAUAUGAAGCCAUUAUGGGUGACGGGUAUAAAAACUUUCAACGCUUCGGAGAAUUAUUUGACAGCUCACUGCAUAUCUGGUUUACUUUUUGACUCAUCUAUCUGCCUCGAUUUUGCCAAAAAUUAUUUCUGGUUCAUA